Messenger RNA from Lolium rigidum, 537 nucleotides. Its product is annotated as agglutinin alpha chain-like. The transcript is spliced from 3 exons. The coding region runs from base 1 to 537 and encodes 178 amino acids. Lineage: Eukaryota; Viridiplantae; Streptophyta; Magnoliopsida; Poales; Poaceae. Gene Ontology annotation, molecular function: carbohydrate binding. The record is from RefSeq and is a predicted model, not a curated record.
AUGAACAUUCAACUGGCGAGGCGCGGGCUGCUCAGCAACUUCUCCGGCGAGAUCACGGACGGGGCGCGUCCGGGAGGAGGAGGAGGAGUGGUUAAGGUCGGGCCGUGGGGAGGAUCGGGCGGGCAAGGUUUCUACAUGCCCGGCGCCCCGUCACCCUCUAGCCUCUACCACGCCGACGCGGUGCACAACUUCUCGUUCGAGUAUCUUCUGGGUGGGGUUUUGGUGGGGCGGACGAUGGCGCCGUCCGGCGGCCGUUCCCAUGGCUCAAAGGGACUCCGUGCGACGAUCAACUUCUCACCGGAUGAGCAUCUCACCGCCGUCGAGGGGACGUUUGGGCGUUGCAGAAGCGUUCCUGAAGUCGUCAUCACCUCGUUGACGUUCCGUACAGACAAGGGAAGAACGUACGGACCGUACGGCGAGGGGACCGGCACGCCCUUCUCCAUCCCGGCCGCAAAUGGUUGCAUCGUGGGCUUCUGGGGACGCUCUGGCUGGCUGCUCGAUGCAAUCGGGGUUUACAUCAUGCCAUGCCAAGUUUAA